Molecule: messenger RNA, 1878 nt
Organism: Trematomus bernacchii (emerald rockcod)
Lineage: Eukaryota; Metazoa; Chordata; Actinopteri; Perciformes; Nototheniidae
Gene: pdxp
Product: pyridoxal (pyridoxine, vitamin B6) phosphatase
Exons: 2
Coding region: 189-1127 (312 amino acids)
Cellular component (GO): cytoplasm
Molecular function (GO): phosphatase activity
Source: RefSeq, a predicted model, not a curated record
GGGCGUGGUUAGCCGUCAAUGUUUAUGUAGCUCUCUGGUCGGUGUAUGUAACCGUUGCAAGGACUCUGCUAUGUGAUUUCCUGACAUUGAUUUCUUUUAUAGCCUCUGUUUUGUACAUUAUGCACCAGCUGUUAAUAUGGGGAAACACUAACAGGUGAAACACGGAGGAUACCGAGGAAAACGCCGGAAUGGCAGGCGCCUUCAAAGGCUGCCAGAAAAUUCGAGGUCCGCAGCUUAGGAACCUGCUGGAGGCGAAGGACUUCAUCCUGCUGGACUGCGACGGGGUCCUGUGGCACGGAGAGAAGGCGGUGACGGGCGCGGCGACGGUGGUGAAUUCGCUGAUACGGAACGGUAAACACGUAGUGUUCGUCACCAACAACUGCACCAGGCCCCGGGAGAAAUAUGUGCACAAGUUCUCCCGGCUCGGCUUCACCGACGUGAUGCUGGAGCAGAUCUUCAGCUCGUCGUACUGCUCGGCUCUCUACCUGAGGGACGUGGUGAAGAUCAGCGGCCAGGUGUUCGUCAUGGGCUGCGAGGCUCUGCGGUCCGAGCUGCAGGAGGCGGGCGUCCCCUGCGUGGAGGAGGUGGAGGACCCGGAUGCCACCAUCUACAACUGCCCCCUGGCCCCGGACGUCAAGGCAGUGCUGGUGGGACAUGACGAUAAAAUGACUUUUCUCAAACUGGCCAAAGCGUCGUGCUACCUGAGGGACCCGGACUGUCUGUUCCUGGCCACCGACAUCGACCCCUGGCACCCUCUGUCAGGGGGCCGGAUACUGCCAGGCUCUGGGUCCCUCACUGCGGCCCUGGAGGUGUCCUCAGGUCGUAAGGCCACUGUGAUCGGGAAGCCCAGCCGCUUCAUGUUCGAGUGCAUCUCCAGUCAGUUCGAAGGGGUGGACCCCGCCAAGUGCCUGAUGAUCGGGGACCGUCUGGAGACAGACAUGCUGUUCGGGGCCAACUGCAGGCUGGACACCAUGCUCACUCUCACCGGGGUGUCUCAGACAAAGGAUGCGGAGGAGUACAGGGAUAGUGAGCUGACCACCAACCACAGCUUUGUGCCCGACUACAUAGUGGACAGUAUCGCUGAUUUCUUACCUGCUUUUGAGGAACAGGACGAACAGAGCAAUUGAGUCCUUUGGCCUCCAGUUCGAAGCAAAGAUUGCUUCUGCUGUAUUCCAAGUGCAAUGUUUAGUGUGGCUUUUGCACCUACCUUAUCCACAACUAUCAAAAACUAGAAAUGUUUCUCAGUAACAAGAAGCUGUUAAUGUUGUGACUGACGCGCGUAGAAUAGAAUAUUCGCCCCAAAUAAUCGGAGUAAUUCAGUGUUUACCUCAGUGUUUCUUCUAGUGUUGUGCCCAUUUGUGACUUGACAGUUCCCCUGUUGCCGUAAGCGUUUAUAUUCAUAUAUGAAAAUACAGCACUUUCUUCUUCAUAAACUUCAUAGGUCGUGUUUGAAAUUGGUUUUGAACCUCCAGAGUUAUUUUUGUGAAGCCAUGGAUUGUUGUCCAACGGAAUUCAUGCGUCUAGGAGUUGGUUGUUAUUUAUUUUUUGGCGCAAAGGCAGACAUGUACUUACUAACAGAGUGGUAUUCUCAUGUGUUUGCCAGAGUGUGACUUCUCCUAAUACUUGGCAAGAAAAAUGUAAAACUAAGUCUGUGACAAUCUGCUAGUCAGAUAGGUGAAGUGUAUAUUCACCUUUCUAUCAUGUCUGUAUUAAUGUGCCAGUAUUCAUAAGAACUAAACAGCUUACAGAAUAUGAUACUUAGACAACCAUUUACACAUUAAUGGUGGCCAAUCAUACUACACUGUUGUGAAAUGUCAAUGUUGUUAAUGUUUACCAUAGAGCAUGCUAGCAACGGUAACAAUAAAUGCCUAAAAUGAA